CCGUCCGAUCUCGCAGUCUCUUUUGACUUCGACUCUCGAACGGUUCAUUCCACAUAACGCGCACGAAAACAACUCGUCCUAAAGGGUCAACAGUUCUUUCUCCACCUUCAGCCACACCACCGUCCCACGAAUCUCAACCAAAAUGAGCUGCGGAAUCUCCAUGGUUAAAUAUAUCCUAUUUAUAUUCAAUUUGCUCUGUUCGAUAUGUGGCAUCUUGCUGAUCGUAUUUGGAGCCUUGCUGUUCAGCAACAUCCACAGCAUCGAUGACUUCGCCGAGGCCGUGAGGAACCAGCAGGUGCCGAUUACCAUGAUCGUCCUGGGAGCCGUUAUCCUUCUGAUCUCAUGGUUCGGCUGCUGCGGUGCUAUCCGGGAGUCCUACUGCAUGUCCAUGACGUACUCGAUUCUGCUGUUCGUCCUGAUGAUUGGACAGCUGGCCCUGGUCAUUUACAUGUGGGUGCACAAGGAGCAGUACCUCAAGUUGAUGGGAGAUGUGGUGGAGAAGGCCUGGGAGCGUCGCACUCGUCGUGCCGACUACAUGGAUGCCAUUCAGAUCAGCAUGGAGUGCUGUGGACGCAGCAGCUACGCCGACUACUCCUACCAGGGAUUCUUCCCGCCUUCCUGCUGCAAGGACACCAACAACUGCCGCUCGGACACUGUCUACAGGCGAGGAUGCAAGGGAGCCUUUGUUGAUUUCUGGGACAGGAACAGUGACAUUAUCAAGUAUUCCGGACUGGUUAUUGCAGCCAUUGAGUUUGUUGGCUUUGUCUUCGCCUGCUGCCUGGCCAAUAGCAUCCGGAACUAUCGACGCCGUGCGGACUACUAAUCCCUAAACUAUAUUUAAUUGAAACAAAAAGUACGAAUUAUGUUGCCCAAUUUACGAAUUCAUCACCUGAUACGGAUGGCCAUUGAAAAUUAACAUUAUCUCAAGUUAUUAUGCAGCGAAGCACGCAACCAAUUAGACAUGAUCGCGUUUUAAAGGAUCAUAAUAGGAUCAGAGUUACAUAUAUUGAUUGUGCUAAUUACUUAUUUUUUUAAUUACUGUACAAAUUAAUUUAUAAACAUAGAGAUUGCAAUAAACUGAGACAUUUAUUUUACAAAAAGAAA
Molecule: messenger RNA, 1104 nt
Organism: Drosophila ananassae
Lineage: Eukaryota; Metazoa; Arthropoda; Insecta; Diptera; Drosophilidae
Product: 23 kDa integral membrane protein
Exons: 6
Coding region: 143-823 (226 amino acids)
Cellular component (GO): membrane
Source: RefSeq, a predicted model, not a curated record